UUACAACUCGUAAAUAAAAACUCAAGACUUGCUUUUGACUUGAGCCGUAUGACUUUUGAUGUUGUCGCGGCUGACUGCGAAUCGUGGCGAAAAUAUUAAACUGCAUCAAACGCUUGUAGAAUCGCUUCAGAUUCAGACCGACAUUUUCUCUAUCGGUCUUCAGUCUCAUAUUUGUCAAGGUUGUCCACAGCCAGUUGCUUCAAAGUGGUCCUGGACAGGGUUCUGCGUGUCCAUAGGAGAUCAUCAUCAGCAGAAUGAGAGAGUGAGCUGCAGAAAGGGGAGGGGGGUUUCCCUGGGCACUGCCCCCAUCCUAUCCCACGUCAGCUGGGGCAUUGGAUGGCUGACGGCUGCAUACCAAGCCUCCUCCUCGGCCUCGACGCACUUAGGUCCCUGUUCCUGCCGGGCCCGGUGGCUAAAUAUAUUUCCCCAGUUUGCAAAUGUAGCACAAGUCCUGCAACCCGACCCCCAUCCCGCUGGCUCCGGUUCCCUUCCUUUACACAAGGUUCACGUUCCUUUGGGUUGUGGAGGUACACGGGAGAGUGCGGUGGGGUUGGCUGGGCGGAAAGGGGUUGGAGGUUAACAGAGCGUCUCCCGGUUUACUCACACACACUCACACACACACAGACACACACACACUGGACUCUUUUCUGGAUCUCUCUGCUCAUGUACACUUGUCAAGCUAGCACACGCACACUAGUUGCCACUUCACACACACAGUCUGCGGACUCCGGCACUGCCCCCCCCUGGGUCGGCCGCGGUGAGGAGAGUGUGGCAAAGGAGGCAUGGAGAGGACUGAACGGAUUCAACGGCCCGUCGUGGGCUCGGCCGACUCCUACACGAGCCGGCCGUCGGACUCCGACGUGUCCCUGGAGGAGGAUCCCGAGGCCCUGAGGAAGGAAGCCGACAGGCAGGCCCUCGCCACGCUCGAGAAAGCAAAGACCAAACCAGUUGCGUUUGCGGUGCGGACAAACGUGGGCUACAACCCGGGCCCCAGCGACGACGUUCCUGUGCAGGGCAUGGCCAUAUCCUUCGAAGCCAAAGACUUCCUACACAUCAAAGAGAAAUACAACAACGAUUGGUGGAUCGGGCGUCUGGUGAAGGAAGGCUGCGAGGUGGGCUUUAUCCCCAGCCCGGUCAAGCUGGAGAACACUCGGCUUCUACAGGAGCAGAGGAUGAGGCAGAACCGACUCAGCUCCAGUAAAUCCGGAGGAAGCUCCAGCCUGGAUGUCGCCACGGGAACGCGCAGGCCCACCCCACCCGGCACAGCGCACGUGGACAUGCCCACUGUGACCUAUGAUGUUGACCCCCUGGACCUGGAUGCCGAGGAGCUCCCUGAGUCGCAGGGGGACCCUCGUUCCCCCAAGGGCAUGUCUGGCAGCGUGACCUCGCCUCAGGCCAACACGCACCGGCUGCCUUUCUUUAAGAAGAUGGAGCACGUGCCUCCCUAUGACGUGGUUCCUUCCAUGAGACCCAUCAUCCUGGUGGGCCCCUCGCUCAAAGGCUACGAGGUGACUGACAUGAUGCAGAAAGCUCUCUUUGAUUUCCUGAAACACAAGUUCGAGGGAAGGAUAUCCAUCACACGAGUGACGGCGGACAUCUCGCUGGCCAAGCGCUCGGUCCUCAAUAACCCCAGCAAACACACCAUCAUCGAGCGCUCCAGCACCCGUUCCAGCCUGGAUGUACUGGCUGAGGUUCAGAGCGAGAUCGAGCGCAUCUUCGAGCUGGCCCGCACACUGCAGUUGGUGGCCCUGGACGCCGACACCAUCAACCACCCGUCUCAGCUGGCCAAGACCUCUCUGGCUCCCAUCAUUGUCUACAUCAAGAUAGCAUCACCUAAGGUUCUGCAGAGGCUCAUCAAAUCCAGGGGCAAGUCCCAAGCCAAACACCUCAACGUGCAGAUGGUGGCGGCCGAUAAGUUGGCUCAGUGCCCCCCUGAACUGUUUGACAUUAUUCUGGACGAGAACCAGCUGGAGGACGCCUGCGAGCACCUGGCUGACUACCUGGAGGCCUACUGGAAGGCCACGCACCCGCCCAGCAGCAACCCGCCCAAUCCGCUGCUCAACCGCACCAUGGCCACAGCGGCGCUGGCCGCUUCGCCCGAGCCCGUGUCCAACCUGCAGGGGUCCAACCUGGUGCACAGCGAGCCCCCCAAGCGUGAGGGCACGGAGUGCGGCGGGAGCGAAUACCACGGCAACCUAGGGGGAAAACCUCAGCAACAACAUCAGCAACAGCAGUACCUGUGCUCCUCCCGCGGCCAACUCCGAGGGGGCAGCAGCCGCGGCCUUUCCCGGCAAGACACCUUUGACUCGGAGACGCAGGGCAGCCGGGACUCGGCGUACACCGAGGCCGGAGACUCCUGCAUGGACAUUGAGACCGACCCCUAUGAGGAGCCUGAGCCUUACCGCGAGGGAGGCGGCGGUGGCGGAGGGGGCAGCCGCCUCCACUUGGCGCAGCACCACGGGCGACAGGCGUCCUGGGAGGACGAGGGAGCCGAGCCGGACCAGGAGAACCUGAACCAGCCGCCGGCGCCCAGUCACGGCGGGCAGCAGAAGCACGGGCGGGCCAAGCUGAGGGAGCGCUACUGCCAGGAGCCGCUGGACACGGUGGCCAACAAAAGCCGCAACAAGAACCAGGAUGACUGGGGCAGGGACGUGUACAUCCGCUGAGGGGACACAAGAGGAGGAGAC
Hippocampus comes (tiger tail seahorse) is the source of this 2687-nucleotide messenger RNA. RefSeq names its product calcium channel, voltage-dependent, beta 1 subunit (gene cacnb1). Gene Ontology annotation, cellular component: voltage-gated calcium channel complex. The transcript is spliced from 14 exons. Bases 783 to 2666 code for a protein of 627 amino acids. Lineage: Eukaryota; Metazoa; Chordata; Actinopteri; Syngnathiformes; Syngnathidae. Gene Ontology annotation, molecular function: protein binding; voltage-gated calcium channel activity. The record is from RefSeq and is a predicted model, not a curated record. Gene Ontology annotation, biological process: calcium ion transmembrane transport.